AUGGAAACCCUCAACGGAACCAGCUGGGAUGUGGUCAUCUCUGGCACGGGUCUACCACAGUCGCUACUCGCGCUAGCUCUGUCGCGUUCCGGAAAGACGAUUUUGCAUGUCGAUCGUAACGACUACUACGGCGGCGACGAAGCUGCAUUCAGUCUCGCUGAGGCCGAGACAUGGGCUGAGAAGCACUCCGCGCCGCUAGAAGAGUUUGCUCAAAGCUCUUUCAGUACUGCGGGAGUGAAAAAGCUCGAUAUUGAGCAGGAUCAGGAGUCGGUCAAGCUGGCACAUGCUCGGGCCUACUCGCUUGCGUUGGCGCCACACCWGRUCUACACACGCUCAGCUCUGCUAUCGUCGCUGGUCUCAUCUCAAACGCAUAAUCAGCUCGAGUUCCAAGCGGUUGGAUCCUGGUUCAUCCUGAACACGCGAGAGAGUGCCUCCACAGGGUCCGCGACGCUCACCAGGGUGCCAGGUGGAAGAGAGGAUGUCUUCCAAGAUCGUGCGCUCGAUCUCAAGGCAAAGAGGUCACUUAUGAAGUUCCUGCGCUUUGUCGCCGCCAGCGAAAGUCAGCCAGACACUUGGCAUGCAGACAGGUCAAUGGUCUUCUCCACCUUCCUCCAGCAGAAGUUCGCCUUGCCGCCCGCCUCACAUGCACCCAUAUUCGCACUCACGCUGAGCAACCAGCCAGCCGAGCAUACCACGGUCGGAUUUGCGGUGCCCAGGAUCGCAAGACACUUGACAAGUAUCGGGCUGUUCGGUCCGGGAUUUGGGGCUGUUCUUCCCAAGUGGGGUGGACUGGCAGAGGUAGGCCAGGUGGCCUGCCGUGCUUGUGCUGUAGGAGGCGGUGUCUACGUUCUCGGCCAGGGCGUGGUUGAGAGCCGCGCCGAUGAAGAUGCAGGCCUUAAGAUCACCCUUAGUGGUGGAGACAAGGUGUCUGCCAAGUGGCUGACUGGCACCCAUCUAGACCUGCCUUCGCCCCCGUCCAUUGAAGCAUCGGCCGGAACACUCAUAUCGAAAAGCAUCUCGAUCAUAUCAUCGCCAUUGACUGCCCUGUUCCCACCGACCUGCGAGGGAGGACCCGUGCCGGCAGGUGCCGUUGUUAUGAUGCCGACGAGCAAUGAUGGCGACCCGCCAGUGUACAUAUUCGCGCAUUCCAGUGAGUCUGGCGAAUGUCCUGUUGGACAAAGUGUCUUAUAUGCCUCUGUUUCUCAGCCAAGUGUAACCGGCUUUGUCCGCCUUGACGAAGCCGUGCGGAAGCUGAUCGAAUCGUUGAGCGAGGCUGACGACCUCCGAGUCUUGUGGACCAUGCAGUAUCAACAGUGUUUCAGCUCAAGAGCUGCCACUCCUACACAGAGUGGCUCGACGGUUGUGCUCGAUUCGCUCUCAUCYGAGCUUGCACUCGAAGAGGGCUUGCUGGAUAGCGUUAAGGCUGCAUGGCAGCAGAUCUGCGGUGUGGAUGGUGAGCCCGAUAGCUUCAUGAAGUUCGAAGCACGAGAUGGUGCUGUUGACGAAGAGGGUCUUGCUUAG
Messenger RNA from Ramularia collo-cygni, 1521 nucleotides. RefSeq names its product related to rab geranylgeranyl transferase component A. Gene Ontology annotation, biological process: small GTPase-mediated signal transduction; vesicle-mediated transport; protein geranylgeranylation. Bases 1 to 1521 code for a protein of 506 amino acids. Lineage: Eukaryota; Fungi; Ascomycota; Dothideomycetes; Mycosphaerellales; Mycosphaerellaceae. The transcript is spliced from 3 exons. The record is from RefSeq and is a predicted model, not a curated record. Gene Ontology annotation, molecular function: GDP-dissociation inhibitor activity. Gene Ontology annotation, cellular component: cytosol; Rab-protein geranylgeranyltransferase complex; nucleus.